Messenger RNA from Neltuma alba, 1522 nucleotides. RefSeq names its product HIPL1 protein-like. The record is from RefSeq and is a predicted model, not a curated record. The transcript is spliced from 5 exons. NCBI's taxonomy places the organism in Eukaryota, Viridiplantae, Streptophyta, Magnoliopsida, Fabales, Fabaceae. Bases 12 to 1463 code for a protein of 483 amino acids.
CCAAACCUCCCAUGGGUCUAUGCUUAGAGAAAAUAGGGGAUGGAGCCUACCUUAAUAUGGUUCCACAUCCUGAUGGUUCCAACCGUGCUUUCUUGGCAAAUUUGCAAGGCAAGUUAUGGCUAGCUUCAAUUCCUGAUGAAGCGUCUAAUGGGAUUUUGGAAUUCGAUGAAUCCAAACCCUUCCUAGAUAUUAGUGACCAAAUUCUAUUUGAUUCUGGGCACGGUUUGAUGGGAAUUGCAUUUCAUCCAAACUUCACACAAAAUGGCCGCUUCUUUCUCUCAUAUUGUUGUGAUCAGACGAAAAAUCCUAGUUGUUCAGGGAGAUGUGCUUGUAACUCAGAUGUGAAUUGUGACCCUUCGAAACUUGACUCCCAUGAUGAUGUCCUGCCAUGUCAGUAUCAUGUUGUAGUUGCAGAGUUUACAGUCAACGGCACAGCAUCAGAGCCUUCCCUGGUUGCCAAUCCAUUGGAAGCGAGAAGGAUAUUCACCAUGGGUGUUCCGUACAGAGGAGGACAUGCUGGUCAGAUUCUCUUUGGACCCGCAGAUGGAUACCUGUACCUCAUGAUGGCAGAUGGCUCUGAUCAUGAUGAUCCUUACAACUUUUCCCAGAACAAGAGGUCAUUACUGGGAAAGAUUUUGAGAAUUGAUGUGGACAAUUUACCCAGUACUAGAGAAAUAGAAGAACAAGGUUUAUGGGGAAACUACAGUAUUCCUAGAGAUAAUCCACAUCUCGAUGACAAGGAGCUUGAACCAGAGAUAUUUGCUUUGGGUUUGAGGAACCCUUGGCGUUGUAGUUUUGACGCCAAGAGGUCCUCGUACUUCCUUUGUGGAGACUCAGGACAAGAUCAAUAUGAAGAGAUCGAUAUGGUCAAAAGGGGCGGGAACUAUGGAUGGCGAGUCUAUGAGGGACCUUUACUUUUCCAGCCAUCACAGUCUCCUGGAGGAAACACCUCUGCCAGUUCCAUACACCCCAUCUUUCCCAUAUUGGGAUAUAGUCAUUCAGACAUCGAUGCGAUAGCUGGUUCUGCAUCCAUUGUAGGUGGCUAUUUUUAUCGCUCCAUGACUGAUCCUUGCAUGUAUGGAAGGUACUUGUACACGGAUCUGUAUGCAGGAUCUAUAUUGGUAGGUGAAGAGAGUCCUGAAAGAAGUGGAAACUUCACCGGUGCUAAAAUUCCUUGUAGAUGUGCUCCUGACUCUUCAAUGCAAUGCUCUUUUCUGAAGGGAAGUUCAACUCCUGUAUUGGGGUACGUCUUCUCAUUAGCAGAAGAUAACAGGAAGGACAUUUACCAUCUCACAAGCACUGGGGUUUAUAGAGUAACACGACCAAAACGUUGUAGAUAUUUGUGUAGCAAGGAAAAGGAUGUUGUUUCAGAACAUAACAAACCUCUCUCUUCUUCCUCAUUUCCUGAAGUUGUUGAUUUCCUUCUGUUGUCUGUCUUUCUUAUCCUACAUUCUAUGUCUUGACUAAAGCCUAUCAGGGGCCAAUUUGAUUUCCUUAAAAGAUUCAGCUUUUGACCUGUGGA